CCAAGCCACGCGCCGCAAAGCCUUCCCGCUGUGAAUCAAUGGAUGCGCCAGCGCCGCCGUCGCCGGCGGCGCACAACCUCAAGAAGCGCAAGUUGGACCGGCUGGAUGAGCAAGAACCACCACCGGAGAGCGGCAGGGCCGGCGACGGGGUCGGCCUCGACUUCAUCAACGCCCUUCCCGACGACCUCCUGUGCACCAUCAUCUCUCUCCUUCCCACCAAGGACGGCGCCCGCACGCAGGUCCUCGCCCGCCGGUGGCGGCCCCUCUGGCGCUCCGCGCCCCUCAACCUUGUUGCCGACUAUAGCCUCUCCCUCCAGGAGCGUAAGCGCGUCAUCUACAUCUCGAAGAUCCUCGCCGAUCACCCCGGCCCGGCCCUCCGCCUCUCGCUCCCCUGCCUCCAUGAACGCUACCGCGACAAGAUCGACGGCUGGCUUCGUUCCCAGGCCCUCACCGACCUCCAAGAGCUCUGCUUCGGCUACGGACCCGAGGCUACGGCCCCCGAGGCACCCUCGAUACCACAGUCCGCGCUCCGCUUCGCGCCGACACUCCGCGUCGCCAGAAUCAGCUACUGCUAUUUCCCCAAGCUGCCUGCCAAGUCUCUGAAUUUUCCGCUUCUCAAGCAGCUCAGCAUGUACAAGGUCACCAUCUCGGACUUGUCUGCGUCGUCUCUGAAUUUUCCGCACCUCAGGCAGCUCACCACGCAUGAGGUCACCAUCUCGGGGCACGCUCUGCACAGCUUGCUCUCUGGCUGCUUUUCACUGGAAAGCCUCUUACUGAAAGAUAAUGUUGGUUUUUCUGGUUGUCAUGAGCUGAUCAUCGAGGAUGCCUCUUGCCUUGAGAGGUUGCUGCCACUCUCUCCAGACUAUGGUCCCUCGACAGUCCAGAUCAUCAGAGCACCCAAGCUGCAGAUGACGGUUUUGCUGUCAAAUGGCACAUCCAAACUCCAUAUUGGAACCACAGGUUUUCAGGAAAUGCCUGCCAUCAACGUGACAACCAUCAUGCAAACCGUGAAGUUUUUGGUUAUCGACUCUGUUGGCCCUGAUCUCAAUGCAGUAAUUGGCUUCCUCAAGUGCUGCCCCUGCCUAGAGAGGCUGUAUAUCAUUUCGCACCUGAGGAAAGGAAUGAAAAAUGUGCGAAAAUAUGACACGCUGGAUCCAAUUGAAUGCCUCACGCUCCAUCUCAAAAGCGUGGUCUUGCAGAACUACUGGGGCAACAAGCCAGAUGUGGACUUUGCCAAAUUUUUCAUCUUGAAUGCAAUGGUGCUAGAACAAAUGAUAUUUAGAACCCUCAACAGCUGCAAUGACAAAUGGAUGUCUGAUCAACAUAGGCGGCUGCAAAUGGACAACAGAGCUUCUCUAGAUGCUCGAUUUGAAUUCAAACGAUAUUUCUGUCGGGAUUGGGCUUGGUUCCACGAUAACAAGCAUACCCAUGAUUUAUCUGUGGCGAAUCCCUUUGCUGAUAGGUUCGAGAAUACCAUCCUUUGA
Molecule: messenger RNA, 1484 nt
Organism: Triticum aestivum (bread wheat)
Lineage: Eukaryota; Viridiplantae; Streptophyta; Magnoliopsida; Poales; Poaceae
Product: F-box/FBD/LRR-repeat protein At3g26920-like
Exons: 4
Coding region: 39-1484 (481 amino acids)
Molecular function (GO): protein binding
Source: RefSeq, a predicted model, not a curated record